Ostrinia nubilalis (European corn borer) is the source of this 2297-nucleotide messenger RNA. RefSeq lists its product as uncharacterized. The transcript is spliced from 4 exons. Bases 1195 to 1935 code for a protein of 246 amino acids. The record is from RefSeq and is a predicted model, not a curated record. NCBI's taxonomy places the organism in Eukaryota, Metazoa, Arthropoda, Insecta, Lepidoptera, Crambidae.
ACAUUUCAAAAUGCAAGCAUUCACAAUGGCCGUUUGCAGCGCCUGGGUUAUUUAAAUAAUAUCUUUUACAUGAUCCAUCUGUCACGGCAUCCUUAAGAUUGCGACGUACAUACGCGAUAGAUCCCCAACCUGGAUUUGCAUUAGAUACAGCUGGACCAUCUACUCUGCACACCUCAUAAAAACCAUCAAGUUCAAAAGUGUCUCUACGACAUCCCCAGGUUUCAACAAACAAUGCUGCAUGCAUGGGAGGAAUGAAUAAUAGGAUCUAUGAUGACGUCUGAAAAAUGUUUGCGCAAUGAUUGCACGUUAUGAAAUACAAUUUGAACUGCAUUAUCUUCAGGUGUUUGCAAAAUUUUUUUUUUUUUUCACGCGUUAAAGGCAAUUAGAUCUAAGUAUUUGAUAUGAAUUUCAACUUGAUAGCUCUACGCGUUCAUGAGGAAAAAAGUUUAUAUUUAUUAAAAAAUAUAUAUUUUGUAAUGUAACUAAAAAUUUAAGGUUUUCGGAAUUUUUCCUUUAUGUGUGCUAUAAAACGUUGCUUCAUGCCAAAUUUCAAGAUUCUAGGUCGACUGGAAGUACCCUUUAGGUUUUGAUUCCCUUGCGAGUACUUGCGAGUGUCAAAAUAUGCAGCUUAAAUUGCUGUUUCUUUUGAUUGCGUUGACAUAGAAGUUUGAUUUUGUUACAGCUUAAAGGUAUUAUAGACCUGAGUAUUUGGUAUGAAUUUCAAUUUAAUACCUCUACGCGUUUAUGAGGAAAUGGGUAGUAAGUUUAAAAUUAUUAAAAAAAAAUAUAUUAUGUGAUGUAACUAAAAAUUUAUGGUUUUCGUAAUUUUUCCUUUAUCUAUGCUAUAAGACGUUGCUUCAUACCAAAUUUCAAGAUUCUGAGUUCACGGGAAGCACCCUGUAGGUUUUGAUUCCCUUGCAAGUGUCGAAAAUUUGCGGCAUAAACGGCUGUAUCUUUUGAUUGCGUUGGCUUAGAAGUUUGAUUUUUUCACAGCUUCAAGGGACAGUAGACCUGAGUAAUUGAUAUAAAUUUCAGCUUCAUACCUCCACGCGUUCCUGAGAAAAAGGGUCUUGACAGACGGACGGACGGACGGACGGACAGACGGACAACAAAGUGAUCCUAUAAGGGUUCCGUUUUUUCCUUUUGAGGUACGGAACCCUAAAAACGGCGCAGGCUCGAGAGUAUUCUAAGCGGAUGUGGACAACUGUGUCUCAAACUUUAAACUCUUUGGGAGAAGGAGCUACAAAGGACUGGAAAAGUUGGUCUAAUUAUUGGGUAGACUACAAAGCGAAAUUAAAAAGAAGAGUAGCAAGCAUCCGUGCUGCUCAAAAUCGCACCGGCGGUGGCCCUUCUGAAGCCAUUCCCCUAAAUGAUUUAGAUAAGAAAUUCCUAAGUCUACUUGAAGAAGGCUUUGGAAGUGGGAUACCUAAUACCCAAGUAGACCCAUUUCCAAUUCAAACUCAGUCCGAACAUACUGCACCUGAGGCUGGAACAUCUAACUCAGAAGCUCCUCUAGAUCUUGAACACCCUCUCACCCAUGAGAGUGUUCAACUAGAGGGAGAGGAAGAGCCAGCACUGCAAGACUCUGUACUAGAGCAGCCGCAGGUGCAACAGGAAGUGGCCCCACAGCAGCAACAACAGCCUGAGGAAACACGUCCUCGACAAGUGCCAAGACUGCCAAGUCGACGGAGUAGGCGACAAGCUGCUUUGAGCCAACAAAUGGCCAGAGAAAUGUUGGUUAACAUUUCUCGGGACAGAAUGUUGGCCGAGCAGCAAAAUACAAUGUACCUUGGCCAAAUCGCAGAAGCACGGGGGAGAAAUUCCCAAAUAUUGCAAGAAAUGUUGACAAAAUUAAAUACAAUAGCAUCUGUUAUUGACAAGAGCACGGGAUCGAGAGGACCACAGACGGGAGACGAGGGCUCUCCUGAUACUUAGCCCUUCAUUGAGCUCCCUGUUAUUGCUGGAGGUGGCAGAACGUGGUGGUUGUUGGUGAGUGUCAUUGUCAGCUUGCCGAGAUAUCUCUAAUAAAGCCUCUUCAUUGGUUAGUACUUGUACAGGGAUAUUCCUACUAUUGCAAAUAUUGUGUAAUAUUACACAAGCAUUUACAAUAAACGCUGCCACAGGGGGAGAAUAAUGUAAUACUCUAUGUACAAGUAAACACCUGAAUCUGGCCUUUAGGAGACCAAUGGUCCUCUCAACCACAUUUCUAGUCCGGACAUGCAGAUAGGUGUAAUGAAUAUCUGGAGUGUCCGGACUAGUAUUAGUAAUUGGUGUCAUCAAGUACCUUCUCAGUGGGU